UCGACAUUGUCCUUGCGUGCAAUAACGAAAUAAUCCAACUCAGAACAUGGAUUUUAACGACAAAGUUGUGUUAAUAACCGGUGCCAGUUCAGGAAUUGGAGCGGCUACUGCCAUUUACUUUGCCAACCUGUCAGCAAAGCUGGUAUUAGUGGGCCGUAAAGAAAAUAACUUGCGAAGAAUCGCUGCAUAUUGUGAGAAAGUAAAAGGAGUAAAACCUCUUACUAUUACCGCGGAUGUAACUGAAGACGCAGACGUAGAGAGGAUCAUCGACGAAGCCAUGAAACAUUUCCAGAAGCUGGACGUGUUGGUCAAUAAUGCCGGCGUUUUAAAGCCGGGUGGAAUUAAGAAUUCCAAUAUGGACAACUAUGACACUGUAAUGUCUACGAAUAUGCGCGCCGUUUAUCACUUAACAAUGCGGGCUACGCCUCAUCUCAUUGAAAGCAAAGGUUGUAUCGUCAACGUGUCGAGUAUAGCUAGUACGAAGCCUAACGCUUUAACCAUAGCUUACAACGUUUCGAAGGCCGCAUUGGACCAGUUUACAAAAUGUGUAGCUCUGGAAUUGGCGGCAGAUGGUGUUCGCGUUAACUCGGUGAACCCUGGAUUUGUGAAGACGAAUAUCCUGAGUGAUACGGGGUUAUCGGAAGACCAAUUGGAGCUGGUCGUGCAGAAUAUUGUCAAUAACAUGCCGCUGAAGAAGCCGCUGCAAGCGGAUGAGGUUGCUGGCGUCAUUGCGUUUUUAGCGAGCAACAAAGCUAAAAGCAUUACUGGAUCUUGUUUCGUAAUCGAUGGCGGUAGCUUAUUAAAGUAAAAAAAGUCUAAUAAAUAGUAGGUGCCAUCUCAAAAU
This is a messenger RNA of Cydia amplana, 844 nucleotides long. RefSeq names its product 3-oxoacyl-[acyl-carrier-protein] reductase FabG-like. The record is from RefSeq and is a predicted model, not a curated record. Bases 47 to 808 code for a protein of 253 amino acids. NCBI's taxonomy places the organism in Eukaryota, Metazoa, Arthropoda, Insecta, Lepidoptera, Tortricidae. The transcript has a single exon. Gene Ontology annotation, molecular function: oxidoreductase activity.